ACCUCAGCCCUGCCAUCCUCUCUCCUAUAAUCUUAUAAAUAGCCAGUGGCCAAGCAUCAUUGGUCCGAGAGUCCUAUAAAUACUAAAGCAUCCUCCACCUGUUUGUUGAAAUGCCUCAACCAACAGAAUAUCAAACUAUUCCAUUCGUGCUAUCAAAGCCGCUCUCCCACUGAUAAUCUUCCCCCAACCCAUUACAAAUCUCAGUAUCUCUACUCUCUUAUAAUUGCUGAAUAAAAAAUCUAGACUCCAAAAACAAUGGUGGUUUUAUCCAAACCCGGAAUUCAACAGUUCCCAGUCAUCAAAACCUGCAAAUCCGCCACAUUCUUCUCUGGUGUUCCCCUCAUAGACCUCUCAAGACCAGACUCCAAGAACCUCCUAGUUAAGGCCUGCAAGGAGUUUGGUUUCUUCAAGGUGGUCAAUCAUGGCGUCCCAGGAAAAUUUAUCACCAAACUUGAAUCAGAAGCCACUAAAUUCUUCUCGCUUCCCAUUUCUGAAAAACAGAAGGCUGGCUCUCCUGAUCCCUUUGGCUAUGGAAGCAAGAGCAUUGGACCCAACGGCGAUGUUGGCUGGGUUGAAUAUCUCCUCCUGACAACCAGCACAGAGUUAGGCUUUCAGAGAUUCAUAUCAAUACCUGGCCAAAACCCGGAAAAUUUUCGAUGUACUGUGAAUGAAUAUGUUUCAGCUGUUAAGAGGAUGGCAUGUGAGGUUCUUGAGUUGCUGGCUGAUGGGUUGAAGAUUCAGCCCAGGAAUGUGUUCAGUAAGCUCUUGAUGGAUGAACAGAGUGACUCAGCUCUGCGGCUCAACCACUACCCUCCAUGCCCGGAAAUCCAAGGCACCGAUGGAAGGAAUUUGAUUGGAUUCGGAGAGCACACUGAUCCACAAAUCAUUUCUGUUCUAAGAUCCAACAAUACUUCUGGCCUUCAAAUCUCUUUGGGAGAUGGCAACUGGGUCUCUAUCCCACCUGACGAAAGUUCCUUCUUUGUCAAUGUUGGCGAUUCCUUGCAGGUGAUGACUAAUGGGAGGUUCAAGAGCGUGAGGCAUAGAGUGGUUGCUAACAGUUUGAAAUCAAGGGUUUCAAUGAUCUACUUUGGGGGGCCACCACUGAGUGAAAAGAUAGGGCCCUUGCCUUCACUGGUCCAAGGAGAAGACAGCUUGUACAAGGAAUUUACUUGGUUUGAGUACAAGAAAUUUGCCAAGUCUUCAAUGCUGGCUGCUAACAGGCUUGGUCUCUUUGAGAAAGUUCCAGCCUCGUGAUGGUUUUCCCCACUUUCCCGAGAAAAUUCCUGGGAAUCGCAUUUCCCGAUAAGGUGGUUCUGAGUCAAGACUUUUUAUCCUUUUAAGUUUAGUAAGGAAAAAGAAGAAAAGAAAAAAAGAAAUAGGUUUCCCACCAGUCAUAUAGGAUGCAAGAAAACUUAGGUACCCUUGUUCGUUCUUUUCUGUAAACCCCUCUUUCGAUUUUCCCACACUUGAUGUAAAAAUAUCAGUUUGCUUUCUUAUUAAUGAACACAUGUUUAUAUCA
Molecule: messenger RNA, 1519 nt
Organism: Diospyros lotus (date-plum)
Lineage: Eukaryota; Viridiplantae; Streptophyta; Magnoliopsida; Ericales; Ebenaceae
Product: gibberellin 2-beta-dioxygenase 1-like
Exons: 3
Coding region: 256-1254 (332 amino acids)
Biological process (GO): response to light stimulus; gibberellin catabolic process
Source: RefSeq, a predicted model, not a curated record